AGACGACAGACAGCGGAAACUUGACCUCUGGGCUGGGGAGUGGCUCUUGCCUCCUGCCUGGUGCUUAUAAACCUCAGCCCUGGGACGCCGCUCGCCGCACCCCAGCUCCCGGUCCCGGUCAGCCCUGUGAAGUCAUUGUCAGCAACAGCCCUGGGAUCCUGAUGGCAGCUGAGCCAUUGACGGAGCUGGAGCUGGCCAUUGAGACGGUGGUCACCACCUUCUUCACCUUUGCAGGGCAGGAGGGCCGGAAGGGCAGCCUCAGCGUCAAUGAGUUUAAGGAACUGGUCACUCAGCAGUUGCCUCACCUGCUCAAGGAUGUGGGCUCCCUGGAUGACAAGAUGAAGAGCUUGGAUGUGAAUCAGGACUCGGAGCUCAAGUUCAACGAGUACUGGAGACUCAUUGGGGACCUGGCGAAGGAAAUCAAGAAGGAGAAGAUCCUGGAAAUCCGGAAGAAGUAAAGCCAGUUGGCUGGGAUGGGGGGCGGGCAGGCAGGCCUGUGUGUGAGGGCACCUGGUAGAACCCCACUCCUCCCAAAUAAAGCUUCCAUUUGGAACUCAAA
Molecule: messenger RNA, 559 nt
Organism: Ochotona princeps (American pika)
Lineage: Eukaryota; Metazoa; Chordata; Mammalia; Lagomorpha; Ochotonidae
Gene: S100A13
Product: S100 calcium binding protein A13
Exons: 3
Coding region: 162-458 (98 amino acids)
Biological process (GO): positive regulation of canonical NF-kappaB signal transduction; positive regulation of cell population proliferation
Cellular component (GO): perinuclear region of cytoplasm
Molecular function (GO): RAGE receptor binding
Source: RefSeq, a predicted model, not a curated record